AUCAUUUUGGCGUAACUGAUAUUCUAAACGAGUUGACGUCAUGUUUUAGAUUAUAUAAUCGUUGUAUAGAAUUGAAUGAAACAUCAAUAAAUAAAAUUUUAUAUAAUAGUUAUUUAGUUUCAUACAAAAUUUUUUCUACGUCCGUAGACUUAAAAAAACUGUGGGCAUUAUUAAUUUGAACAAAUAAUAUCUAAGCUUACAUUAAAAUAUUUUGCUAGCAUACCUUAUGUAUGAGAUAAUGAUCGUCUGGAGCUUGCAACAGAAACUUAUCAAUUUCUUCACAGGCAAAUGUUUUAGAUUCUUUGAGUCUAUAGCCAACUGAUUUAGUUAUUUACUAUUAGGGUGCCUUUUAGUUUUGAAUAAGUCGACCAAAGUGUUAAAGACUAGAAAUACUCUUUCCGUCAAGCUGAAACUCCUUUUAAUUAGACACAAAACGUAUUUUCUUGAACGAAUAUCAAGAGAAAUAAAAGUGUGACAGUUUAUAGGAGAAACUAAUUGACAUGAGAAAGAAAUCGUUCACAUCCCAUUAUUUUGAUAAAACAAUUUUAUAAUUGCGUUAAAAAAUGACACGUUAUGGUACUUUUUUUCACGCUUUUUAACCGAUUCAGAAAUUACAUUCUUUAUAAAUCCAAAUGAAUAAAAGAAACGUGAAUAUUAUAACGGACGUUUAUUCCCUUGUUUCUUAUUGAUAAAUUCCCCGUACUUAAUUGCCACACCUCGUAGUAGUUGUUGUAAAAUACAAACCGCGGAAAGAUGUAUUGAUGUGUAAUAGUUUGCUUAUCAAUGAAACGUUUCUGUAAAUAAAGAUUAUUUUAUAUGAAAUGCCAAAUAACGGGUGAAAAUCAAGAUUCUCAGCGGUAGACGAAAUAUUCUACGAAAACAAGGCUUAAAACUGUUUCUAAUAGAUAGCCUAUCCUAGUAUAGAUAUGUGUCAAAUAUAACUCACGAUAGACGUUUGUCGUAAACUGAAUUUUUGGAAAACAUUUUUUUUAUCUCGAGAAAUUUUAGCUACAAAUUUGGUCAAAUUACAAUGUUUCCUGCAUUAGAUUAUGGAUAGUUAUUGGCAAGACUCGAUCCCGAUAGAAGUAGUGUCCGAAAUUUUCAAGUAUUUAUCUAGAACGGAUAGACUGUCGUGUUCAGUAGUUUGCCAAAAAUGGAAAUAUGCAUUAUGUAGACAAUACUUAUGGGAAACCAUUGUACUUCGUGUGGAUAAAGAUUUUCUGGAACCAAGUACCACUUUGCUGGUAAGAGAAUAUUACAGACACAUAAAAACAUUAGAAAUAGGAUGGGAUAAACCUCUGGUGCAAAAUAGAUGGCUGCCACUUAAAGUGCAUGAUUUGACGAAAAGAAUGGUACACUUUAUAUUUAUAUUGUACGAAAACUGCGUUCAACUCAGUUGCUUCAGGUUCUUUGAUUGGCACGAUAUAUACGCUUUCAAGAAAAUUAUUUAUCAUUUGAGUAGGUUUUUGAAGAUACAAUCGAAUUUGAAAAAGCUGAUAUUCCACAAUAUUAAUUUACCAAAAAAUGAAUGUUUGCGAAUCCUCAACGCCUGCGUGGGAUCCAAAUUAUCGGUGACACAUUUAGAAAUUCACAACAACUAUUACAAUUUUAACACGGCAUUCGAUACAAUCGAAUUCGUGGUGUUUUUAGAAGAAUUUUUAUGUUUAACGGAAUUGAGAUUGGAUUAUUUUAUUCUCUCAAGACCGAAAGUCAUGGAUGUGAUAACGGAAAAUGGUAAAGAUCGACUGAAAUUUUUGGAAAUUUAUUUUGAUGAAACAGAUCUUCAUAGCAUCAUAAUUCCGGAAAACAAGUGGAGAAAAUUAAACAAAUGCUGUCCUGAUAUCAAGGUCUCCAUAAAAAUAAGGAAUAUCUGCCAUUAUGAACAAAUAGAAUUCAUCUUCUUGAUGGAUACCAUACCACUAAAUUCAUUCACAAUGGUGACUAGCUACAAAUUCGAUCAAAAAGUUAGCCGAAAUUUCGGAACUACUCUUCACCGUUUAAUUAAUAACUACCAUAAUACUAUAGAAAGAAUAAAUUUGGAUCUCAAAAACAACAGGGAAAAUCUAGACGACGUUCUUCUGGAUAUCAUCUUGAAAUGUCCCAAAUUGAAGACCUUAUUUUUUGAUGGGAUCGUGAAUGAUAAUAUGAAUCUAUUUCAUGAAAUAUGUCAUUAUAAACAAACUGCGAAGGGAAUCCACAUGAAGGUUUUGCCGAACAAGUAUAAAUCUUUAACUAAUGUAGUACACAUGUUUUCUUAACUGUCUAAAUAAAUUUUUCAAAUUGU
Diorhabda sublineata is the source of this 2284-nucleotide messenger RNA. RefSeq lists its product as uncharacterized. NCBI's taxonomy places the organism in Eukaryota, Metazoa, Arthropoda, Insecta, Coleoptera, Chrysomelidae. The transcript is spliced from 5 exons. The coding region runs from base 1050 to 2258 and encodes 402 amino acids. Gene Ontology annotation, molecular function: protein binding. The record is from RefSeq and is a predicted model, not a curated record.